Messenger RNA from Nanorana parkeri, 1564 nucleotides. It is a transcript of the gene SUV39H1, whose product is annotated as suppressor of variegation 3-9 homolog 1. Gene Ontology annotation, molecular function: histone H3K9 methyltransferase activity; protein binding; zinc ion binding. NCBI's taxonomy places the organism in Eukaryota, Metazoa, Chordata, Amphibia, Anura, Dicroglossidae. Gene Ontology annotation, cellular component: nucleus. The record is from RefSeq and is a predicted model, not a curated record. The transcript is spliced from 6 exons. Bases 162 to 1436 code for a protein of 424 amino acids.
GCAAGCCUACUGAAAUGGCGCGCAAUUUCAGAUGCCCUCCUCUCUGGUGACGUCAUGCAUUUCGUAGCCUAUCGGAGCCCGGCCAUGCUGCCCGCGCCGGGGCUCAGAGACCAAUCAGAAUAAAGACUGCUCCCGGGGGCGCAGAGACUGUCCCGCGCAACAUGGCGGAGAAUUUAAACGCAGUUCGUGGUUGUUCAGUUGCAUGUCUGUCCACAGAGUCUCAUGUUCAGGAGUUGUGUCGAAUUGAGCAUGUUUGUUGUGCUACUCUUGGGGUGAACCGGAAAAAUAUCUGCAAUUUUGAAGUGGAAUAUUUGUGUGACUAUAAGAGGGUGCAGGAGGAGGAACUGUACCUUGUGAAGUGGAAAGGCUACCCGGAUUCUGAGUGUUCAUGGGAACCACGUCGCCAUCUCAGAUGCUUCAACCUCCUUCGGCAGUUUCACCGGGAUCUGGAACGAGAGCUGCUACGAAGGGCAAAGGCUGCCGGAACAUCAACCAGUAAAAAAGUAGUUGGGCGCUGCCCCCGCAGACUAGAUUCCAGCCUCUCACACUAUGUGGUGCUUAAAGCGAAGCAAAGGCAACGGCUCCGUUUGUGGGAGCAGAAGUUGAAUUCCAAACGGGCCCAUCCAGGCCUUAUAACAGUAGAAAAUGAAGUGGAUCUAGAGGGUCCACCCAGAGACUUUGUGUACAUUAAUGAGUACAAGGUUGGGGAAGGAGUGACCAUUACCAAGUCUGCUGUAGGGUGCAAAUGUCGGGACUGUUUCACAGAUGAGAGAGGAUGCUGUCCUGGAGGUUUCCAGCACAAAUUUGCUUAUAAUGCAGAUGGACAAGUGAAAGUGAAACCUGGCUUUCCAAUUUAUGAAUGCAACUCCCUCUGCCGAUGUGGCCCGUCUUGCCCAAAUAGAGUGGUGCAGAAAGGAAUCCAGUAUAAAUUCUGUAUUUUCAGGACCUCUGAUGGAAGGGGAUGGGGUGUGAGGACACUGGAGAAGAUCCGCAAAAACAGCUUUGUAAUGGAAUAUGUGGGAGAGAUAAUCACUUCUGAUGAGGCGGAGCGUAGAGGACAAAUCUAUGACCGACAGGGGGCAACUUAUCUGUUUGAUCUGGAUUACAUUGAAGAUGUUUACACCGUAGAUGCUGCUCACUAUGGAAAUAUAUCGCACUUUGUCAACCACAGUUGCAAGCCUAACCUCCAAGUAUACAACGUGUUUAUUGAUAAUCAGGAUGAGAGGUUGCCUCGCAUUGCGUUUUUUGCUACGCGUACUAUCCGUACUGGAGAAGAGCUCACGUUUGACUACAGAAUGCAGGUCGACCCAGUUGAUGUUGAAAGCACGAAAAUGGACACCAACUUUGGUUUGGCCGGCCUAACUGGAUCUCCAAAAAAACGCACACGGGUGGAAUGCAAAUGUGGGGUAAACAGCUGUCGUAAAUACCUCUUUUAAAUGCGGAUUACUACUGUCUGGACGGGCAACUCAGGACUGUUUUUGCCCUCAGUACUUGAAAGAUCGGUUACCUGGAAAAAGCUGUUUACACCCCCUUGAGGGCUUUUCUUCUUCCAUCCUGGCUUUGA